Messenger RNA from Paramecium octaurelia, 1612 nucleotides. Lineage: Eukaryota; Ciliophora; Oligohymenophorea; Peniculida; Parameciidae. The record is from the annotation of a GenBank genome assembly.
AUGCUUGAAAUUGUGUCUACUUAUUAUAGACAAGAAUAUCAUGAAAGAUCCAACCUUAAACAGCUUUGCUGCAUAAUUUUUAUAGAAGAAAAGAUUCUAUUUCACUUUUUAAGGAGGGCAGAAAAAAUCAAGAAAUGCUAAGGAAAUAGUAAUGAAAUGAUCAGCUAAAAAAUUAAAUUAUAUUUGAUGUAAACUUGCUUGAGCUCAAAUUUUUUUCUUAAUUUUAGAGGAUGCAAUUAUGGCCAAGUCAAAAUCUUUUGUCAACAUAUUAUUAUUAAUCAGGAAUAAAAAUAAUUUGACAAAGAAAUUUGUUAUAUUAGAUUUAAGAUUAUAAUUGUUAUGUUUUCAUAAAAUCUUUUUGAGGAUAAGUAUCGUUUUGAGAACUUACCAGAUGUAUUUCAAUUGAAAAAAAAUAAUUAAUUAAUAGAUGUAAGUGAGCCAGCUCGAAACUAAAAGUAAGUAUAUUCAAUUUCUCUUGAGACACCUACAUCACAAUUCUAUUUAUUUAACCAUAGAGCAUAUCAGAACAACUUUACACACAAUAUCUUAAACAUUUUCAUGAAAUAGAUAUUAUGAUUUCCUAUACCUUACAUACUUAAUAAGAACAAUUAAAAGUCAAGCCACAUUUGCAACCUAAGGUAAGAGAAUAAAAAUUAUAUUAUAUAGAUGGAUCAAAAGCAUGUUACACAACUAAUAAUUGUUUUAACUUAUUAUUAUAUAUAUUGAAUUCUAAUUUUUUAGUUGAUACCGCUAAGAAUAUACAAUAUUUCUUUCUGGAUUUACUUGCCAAUANUUGUUAUAACAAUUCAUAAAGGAAUUUUAAGAUUAAAUAAAGAAAUUACAGAAUGAUUUAAAUUUAUUUGCAUUAGAUUACUAUCAAAUAUCUAAACCAUAUAUAGAAAAAUCAGAAGAAUUGUAUAAAAUAGGUAAUUAAAUUAAUGAUUUAGGAUAUAAGUUAUAUUGGAAUGAUGACAAAUAUGAUGAGGCUAUUAAAAUAUUUGAUUAAGCAUUGAAUUUUAAUCCAAAACAUUAAUUAUCAUUAUUUACUAAAGGUAUAAUUAAAUUUGAAUGUAUUAGCUGAGAGUUUAAGAAAUCUUGGUUAAUAUAAUGAAGCUAUCAUUUGGGCUGAUAAAGCUUUGUAAGCAGAUCCAAAGCAUCGUAGAUCAUUAUUUACUAAAGGUAUGAUUAAAUUUGAAUGUAUUAGCUGAGAGUUUAAGGAAGCUUGGUUAAUAUAAUGAAGCUAUAUUUGGGCUGAUAAAGCUUUGUAAGUAGAUCCAAAGUGUUGUAAUUCAUUAUUUAUUAAAGGUAUGAAUAACUUUUUAAAUUAAAGGUAACUCUUUAAGAUAAUUGAAAAAAUUUAAGGAAGCUAUGGAAGUGAUUGAAUAAUCUCUAAUAAUUAAUCCAAAUCAUUUUAAUUCAUUAAGGAUAAAAGGUAAUAUUAUGAUAUAAUUAAUAGGUUAAUGCUUACAUGAUCAGAAAUAAUAUUUAUAGGCUUUAAUAUUUUAUGAUAAAGCUUUAGAAAUUGAUUCUAAUCAUAAAUGGACUAAAAAAAGAAAAAGUAUUGUAUUUCUUAACAUUAGAUGAAUGUUUAGAAGCCAUACAAACACAAUGA